AUCAUCAUUAUCAACCAUGCUCCUUGAAGAAGACGAGCAAAAAUUCGAAUGGUUCGGCAAAGCAAUCGUGGGCUCGGUCUCAACCGGUGAAUCAGACCAUUAAUUUCAUGGAGUUUCCGUUGAUUUCCCGGGCCCCGAACCCUCCAACGACGUCGUUUUGUUCGGCUAGAGUCGGUCUCUGUGACUUGACUCUGAAGAAGAAGACGAAGACGAAGAAGAGGGUAGUGAGUGUGAGGGGUUCGGCGGAGAGGAGUGGUGAAGGAGGAGGAGAGAGAGAGGGUAGAGGAGGAGGAGGAGGGUACACGAGCUCUGCCAUGGAGGUGACCACAUUCAAUCGGGGGUUCGGCGAAGCUGAGUUCCCUGUUUGGGAGAAGAUUGGAGUUGUUGUUAGACUCAGCUAUGGAAUUGGCAUAUAUGGUGCGAUGGGUUUAGCGGGGAGGUUCAUAUGUUCCAUGACAGGAAUCGAUUGCUUGGGAGGUUUCUAUCCGUCAUUAGAUGCAAUUGUAGAAGGACUGGGAUAUGCUGCUCCUCCAAUUAUGGCUCUGCUGUUUAUAUUAGAUGAUGAAGUUGUGAAGUUAUCGCCUCAUGCUCGUGCUAUUAGAGAUGUAGAGGAUGAGGAGUUAAGGAGCUUCUUUUAUGGAAUGUCACCUUGGCAGUUUGUACUUAUUGUUGCUGCAAGCUCUGUUGGUGAGGAGCUUUUCUACCGGGCUGCUGUUCAGGGAGCAUUGGCUGAAAUAUUUCUGAGGAGCACUGAUUUGGUGACAGAUGCACGCGGAAUGGCAUCUUUGACGGGAGUGCUGCCUUCAUUCGUCCCGUUUGCUCAGGCAUUUGCAGCUGUGAUCACAGCUGCUCUUACAGGCUCUCUUUAUUAUGUGGCAGCAUCUCCGAAAGACCCUACUUAUGUAGUUGCACCCGUCUUACAAUCCCGCUCUGGCCGUGAAGAUCUGAAAAAGCUCUUUGCAGCCUGGUAUGAGAAGCGGCAAUUGAAAAAGAUAUACUCUCCCCUCCUAGAAGGACUUUUAGCCCUCUACCUUGGAUUCGAAUGGAUACAGACAAAUAAUAUUCUCGCACCCAUUAUCACACACGGCAUAUACUCUGCCGUUAUAUUGGGACACGGACUUUGGAAGAUUCAUGAUCACAGACAUAGACUACACCAGAGAAUCCAGCAACUGAAGCGAGAAGGAAAAAACUAUGGUAAAUUUUGAAGGAAAUUUGAUGAUCCUGCUAUAUGACAGAUAUAUAGAACCAAACAUAUUGUAUACGAAUAAUGUAGCAGUUGAAUAAGACUAUGAAUUUGUAUAGACAAGAUUUCCAUUGUCAAAGACGAUCUUGUAACCAAGAGACUCUCUAACAAAUUUUCACAUUUGCAUAUAUUACAUUUGUUUUUGGGACUGACCAUGUUUAUGUCA
Camellia sinensis is the source of this 1409-nucleotide messenger RNA. Its product is annotated as CAAX protease self-immunity protein. Gene Ontology annotation, cellular component: membrane. NCBI's taxonomy places the organism in Eukaryota, Viridiplantae, Streptophyta, Magnoliopsida, Ericales, Theaceae. Gene Ontology annotation, biological process: CAAX-box protein processing. Gene Ontology annotation, molecular function: metalloendopeptidase activity. The record is from RefSeq and is a predicted model, not a curated record.